AUGCUACCUGGUGAUGGCACAGUAAUGGAUCAAGCUGAGGAGCCCAGCACAUCCUUGUUGAAAGAAGAAUCGGAGUGUGAAACAAGCGACAAUCAACGGCCUCCGCACAAACGAAAGCGGAUCAAUGAUGAGCCUUACGUCGCAACCACUGAAGACGACACGGAAAUGAGUGAAUUGGAAAAUGACGACCGAGCGCAGAAAAAACGGCAUAAAGUUCGAGGAAUUUCGAAAUCUUUACCUCAUCCGUGUCCACAUUGCCAGAUGCGAUUCCUCUUCCCAAACAAGCUCCGCCAACACAUCGAAAACAAGCACUCGAAAAAACAUGAGUGUGCAAACUGCAGUGAGAAGUUCGACGUCUUUGAAGAACUACGAAAACAUUGGGCCAUGAGUCACACGAAAAUAUACAAAUGUGAGAUUUGCGAGUACACUCAUCGCAAGAAGGCAAUGGUGGCACGGCACACCCGAAAACAACAUGAAAAUGGCGUGAAGUGUCCAAUAGCCGGAUGCCCAGCAACAAUGUCUGCAUGGAGAAUUGGUCAACACAUGACUCGGUGUCACCCAAAUGCGACCCCAACAAAGCCAGCACCCAUUUAUGAGGAAGUAACGAUCGAAUCAAUCUUGCAUCAUUGCGACUGGUGUAGCUUUGCAACUUCGGAUCCAAAGGCCUACGAAUAUCAUGUCGAUGGUGAACAUGGAGGGGGAGUUAUCUGCCCAAUGCCAUCCUGUCAAAUGCGCAUGUUUUUGAGCAAAUUGAACGCUCACAUGGAAGCUUAUCAUUGCGAUAAUGAGGAUAAUGAGGCAUCUUGUGAGAACAACAAUGAAUUGCCAAAUCGUCGAUCAAGAAGUGAGGGACUCUGGGCGGAUGCGGAUGAGGAGGAGCCAAAGGUGGUUUUGCUUCCAUCUGCAGUUCAAGCGGUUCUACAACAAAACACAAAAGGCCUUUCAUCCGUGCAGUGCGACGUUUGCCAUAAAACCUUUGGCAAACAAUAUGCCUUGAAAAAGCACGUUGCCACGGUUCAUGAGCGAAGAUACGCUACCAAGACGAUCUACCCAAAGAAGUUUCCAUGUACGUAUGAAGGUUGUGGAAAAUUUUUCAAAUCGCAGGCAGACUUGGGCUAUCAUGAAAAUGUGCAUACGGGUACACGCCCCUUUAAAUGUCCAAAGUGCGAAUUCCCUUUCACGUCUCGCGCCUACCUUGCAAAACAUCUGAAAAGAAGACACAUGACGACAGUCAAGGAUUUGACCGAAGUUGAACGCGCUUUUGGAUUCGGUGCAGCGAAUAAUGUGACUGAA
Molecule: messenger RNA, 1293 nt
Organism: Mesorhabditis belari
Lineage: Eukaryota; Metazoa; Nematoda; Chromadorea; Rhabditida; Rhabditidae
Source: the annotation of a GenBank genome assembly